AUGAAUUUAAUCCCAAAAGCAAAUUCAAUGUUAAUAUCUCAUCAAGCAUUUUCAAUUUCAUUAAUCUUAGAAAACAUAUUUUCUCAUGUAGCAUUACAAAGAGAUAUCCUUCCAUUUUGUUUGGUAAAUCGAUGGUGGAAUAAAUUAGCAACAGAAAGGUUAUGGUAUAGAUUUCAAGGAUUGAAAAAUGAUCAUAAAACGAAAUCAUUCAUGAAAUUUUUGAAGAUUUUACAACAAUCAAAUUUAUAUUACAAUGAUCCAAUAGAGAAUGCGGAUAAGAAAAGUAUUCAUCAAUAUGGUAGAUACGUUAAAGUGUUGGAUUUAGAAAAGUUAAAUAUUCAACACGACAAAUUAUUAGAAACCUUGGAUUGUUGCCCUAGGAUUGAACAAUUUUCAUUGGGGAACUGCAAGUUAAAUGAAGUUCAAUUUUAUGAUAUAUCAAAGAGGUUACCGGAAUUAAGAUUAUUUAAAUUUAAUGAAAUCGAGAUAAAUGAUGUCAAAGCUUUGGGAGCGAUAGCAAAUUAUUGUUUAAUGUUGGAAGAAUUAAAUUUAAAGAAAGAUAUAGCUUGUGAUUCAAAAGUUUUACUUGAUAUCACAAAGAAUUGUAAAAGGUUAACGAGGUUAGAUCUCGUGGAGAAAUAUUAUGAGGAUGAAAUCUUAUUACCAUGUUUAUCAAAUUGUCCUAAUUUAACAUCUUUAAACAUUCAUCGAUGCAUCAGCAUAUCAGAAUCCUUCCUAUUGAGUAUUUAUAAAUCAUGCCCAAAGUUAACCAACGUUACCGUGGCAAAUGUAUCAGAUAUUACGACCGAUUUCGCUAUUGAAACUUUUAAACAUUUUAGAAAUUUUAAAGUAUUAUCCAUACAAUGUGUUGAUAGGUACUUGGAAUCCAAAAUUGUAGCAGAUGAACGAUCAAUAAAUGUUCAAUUAUGUAAUGUGGAACUUGACAUUCCGUUAAAUAAGCUUAUUCUUGAAAUCAUUUGCAAAGGUAUAGAUCCAUUGACUAAAUUAGAAUUAUUUGGUGUUCAAGGACUUUCAAAAUUAGAGGUAUUGGAAAUAAUCCCGAAAUCGAAAAACAUUCGUUAUUUUUCAAUUAGAUUUUCUUCCUUCCCUAUUGAACUUUUAUUACAAGAAGAUACAAAUCAACUAUUUAAAAAUUGUUCUCAACUGGAAUUUAUUCAAUGGCAACUAUUACGUUACAACAGAUAUGACGAAGCCGCCGCCCAUUGA
This is a messenger RNA of Funneliformis mosseae, 1227 nucleotides long. The record is from the annotation of a GenBank genome assembly. Lineage: Eukaryota; Fungi; Glomeromycota; Glomeromycetes; Glomerales; Glomeraceae.